UUAAGGGGUUUUGUGGAGAGUCGGGGAGGGGGGCAUCGGCAGCGCAGGAAGGAGGAUUGUGGAAGGGCUUCCAGCAGGGACGGGCCGAGUAGCUGGCAGCGGAGUUGCUGAGGGAGUUUUCAAACGGGGGUUGCGUCAAAGGAGGCCUACUGAGCGCGGGCGAGGCGGCGGGGGCAGGAACUGUGGCGAGGGGCCGAAAGAGGGUGGCGGGCAACAGCAGCCCCGGAGCGCAGCGGGGAGACUGAGGAGAAGAAGCGGGCUCGGCAAGGCGCCUGCAGAGGCGGCGGGGUGUGUGUGUGGGGGGGGGGGGAGGUUUUCUCCUCUUUCCUGCCCCCUCCCCGCGGAGCUUCGCAGCCCGCCGUUGACCAGACUGAGUUUCGCCCGCUCCUCUCUCCCGGCGGUGCCUGCCGCCACCGCCGCCGCCCUGCCUCCCCAUGUCUCUGCCUGUGGUGCUGCCGGGCUCUUGCUGCCCUAUGGCCGGGCUGUCGGCGGUGCCCGAGGCGGCCAGAUCUGGCGCUGUGGCAGCCGCUGCCGCUGCCCGGGACCCGUCGUUGCCGCCGCCUCUGCGGCCCCGCUGGUCCCACUCCGGCUUGCAGCCGCCGCGGCCUCGCCCAGCCGCGCUCUCCCCUGUGGCCUCCCGCCGAGCCGGGUCGUCUGUCACUGCGGGGCCGGGGCUGCUGCUGGCCAGACCGCUGCUGUCCCUGGGGCUGCUGCAGCUGAUUUUGGGUUGCUGCAUGGUGGCCCUGAGUUUCGGGGCGCUGUCCCUCAGCGGCUCCCCGGAGGUGAAGAACGCCUGCCCCUUCUGGGCUGGCUCCUCGGUGAUUUUAUCAGGGAUUAUAGGAUUAACAACAUGGAAGAGACCAAUGAUACUUUUGGUUAAUUUAUUUGUUUUGCUUUCUGUUAUCUGUGUUCUCUUGAACCUGGCGGGAUUUAUCCUUGGAUGUCAAGGCGCUCAGUUUGUAUCCAGUGUACCUAGAUGCAUUCUGGCUGAUUUGGGUGAAAGUAAAUUUUGUUUCUGCUGUGAAGAAUUUCUGCCAGUAAAAUGCACAGAGAAAGAAAAUGCAUUGAAGCUGUAUCCUGUCCAGUCAUGCAGUGCUGUUCACCUUCUACUCAAGAAAGUUCUCUUUGCUCUCUGUGCUCUGAAUGCCUUGACCACAACGGUGUGUUUAGUUGCAGCUGCCCUACGUUACCUGCAGAUAUUUGCAACGAGAAGAACCAGCUCAGAAGAACCCCAAGUUUCUGUUGAGGAAGUUGAAGAACAAAGCCACAUUUCUGAUCCUGAGGAUUUUGUGCCACCUGUACCACCUCCAUCAUAUUUUGCUACAUUUUACUCUUGUACUCCUAGGAUGAAUGGCAGGAUGUUGGGUUCAGACAUCAUUCCACUACCACAUAUUUAUGGAGCCAGAAUUAAAGGGGUUGAGAUUUUCUGCCCCUUUGAUCCCCCGCCUCCUUAUGAAGCUGUGGUGAGCCAGAUCAGUCAUGAGCAGGAAGGCAGAUUUCAAAUUACAGAAAUGGUUAGUGGCCCAUCAGGACAAAAUGAUGUACAAGUACCCCAAGAUGAAGAUGUUCUCCGUUCUAGGGAGACCAACAUACAUCCAAAUCUGAGUUCAGCAUCUGCAGAAACCUGUAAGAGACCCCUCAAGCUUCUUCGAAAACGAUCCAACAGCGAUCCUGUGCUGCGUGGCUUGCCAGCCAGAGGUCCUGUGCUAAGCUGUGAAGCUGCCACUCAAACAGAAUUAAAGUCAGACCUGGCUACUGUUGUUUUGCGGAAGAGUCUGAGAGCAAAGGCUGUGCGCUCGAGGCCUCGAUCUUUGAUAGACUACAAAUCUUACAUAGACACUAAACUGCUUGUGGCAAAGUUCCUUGAACAGUCUUCCUGCAGCAUGACCCCAGAUGUACAUGAACUAGUGGAAGAUAUAAAGUCAGUUUUAAAGUCAGAUGAAGAGCACAUGGAGGAAGCCAUCACCAGUGCCAGCUUUCUUGAACAGGUAAUGACACCUGCUUAUCCAUCUACAUCAAGAGCACAUACUUUGCCUUCCAGAAGGCACCCAGGACUCCUGCACUUGCAGAGCUGUGGAGAUGUGAGUACCUUCACUGCAGCAGAAUUUCCGCUGCUAGAGAGGAGAACUCCAAGGACCGAGCAUGAACGGCCUCAUAGUCUCAUCGGAGUUGUACGGGAAACAGUGCUCUGAGCAUGUAUAUUUGAAAUGAACAGACCAGGAAUAUUGUUUGUGAAAAUGCAAGUUGAUGGGAGAGCAAUGUGUGCUUUCUACUUAGUGCUGCUUUUGGAAACAGUACUUGAAACUGUGGGAGGAACUCUAGAGAAAACCACUAUAUUUGGCUUUGAAGCUGUUGUCUUAAAACAGCGAUAUGCAAGUGCAAUUUGUAUAUUUGAUGUGCAUUUCUUACUGUGGGAAAGAAAUAAGGUUGUAUGCACAAUAAUCUGUGUGGAAGCAAUUCAUUCUACUUUUUGUAUAUUAUACAGCAAGUGCUAUACACCUCAAGCGUCUGUGGUUUCACUUUUAGUGAAUAUUUACAAAUCUAUUUUGGUCUCUUUGAGGGAAUAAAGGAUAGACUGAGCUUAUAUUUCUAACUUAAUACCAUGAAAAUGGAGACACUCCUCCCACCCCCAACAGUGGAAUGACCUUUCAUUUCUCAGUGGAAACUACCCUUUAAUGCACUGUGAACAGCAUUGCUGCAAAUGCAUGGAAUAUGGUAUAGCCUUGCAAGUACCUACAUAAGAAUGGAAACAGCAUAACAUAACAUGUUCACUGUGUUCUUCAGCUGUGACACAAGCCUGUCCUGGCUCUGCAACUGAAAUGAUAGACAUAUAUGACAGAGUACCAAAUGCUGGCUUAGUUAAGAGUUGCUUCCAUACCCACCUGUGCACCAGAAGGGGUGUUUUUUAUAAAUACCAUUUUUAAGUAUUGCAUGAGAAUCAACCACUUUAAUAGAGAAUUUUUAAAGAAAAAAAUUAAGUGCAAACUGUGGUUGGAAUUGGAGGGUUUCUUAGUGAGAGGCUAGCCAAUCACUGUGAUACAUAGCUGCUUCAUACCUGUUUUUUUUCAGAGCUGAAACUUGAAGAUGAAAGGUAGAUUUGGACUGAAUGCAAGGAGAAUGCUUUCAGAGCAGUCACGUUACUCUAAAAAUGUUUGUCUUGUCACCCUCUGAAAAAUGUAAUGGCCAAUAUGAAAGUUUUGUGAGUUGGAACUAAAUUUUAGAAAAAUAACUCAAAAUGGUGUUAAGAGUAUCUUCCUAUGUGUAUGAGAGUGUAAAUUCUCAUAAUCAUUUCAAGGGAAUGGUUUAUUGGGAUGCCUGUUUGCAAAUAUGAAACUGUUCCUCUAGUAUUAAAAACCCUCUAAAACUGGCAGGGAAAAUGGUAAAUAUGUGUUUUAAAAAGUUUUUUUAAAGCACUGCUUCGAUUGUGGCAGUAGUUUGGUCUCAUUUGUUAGUCUUUUGCUGCCUUUACUCUGUUACAAAUUUGUAAUUGAUUACAUUAUUUUAGAACUA
Messenger RNA from Eublepharis macularius, 3510 nucleotides. RefSeq names its product endosomal transmembrane epsin interactor 1 (gene ENTREP1). Lineage: Eukaryota; Metazoa; Chordata; Lepidosauria; Squamata; Eublepharidae. The transcript is spliced from 11 exons. The record is from RefSeq and is a predicted model, not a curated record. Bases 435 to 2192 code for a protein of 585 amino acids. Gene Ontology annotation, cellular component: membrane.